Messenger RNA from Helobdella robusta, 2107 nucleotides. RefSeq lists its product as hypothetical. The record is from RefSeq and is a predicted model, not a curated record. The transcript has 12 exons. Gene Ontology annotation, biological process: NAD+ biosynthetic process. Gene Ontology annotation, cellular component: cytoplasm. NCBI's taxonomy places the organism in Eukaryota, Metazoa, Annelida, Clitellata, Rhynchobdellida, Glossiphoniidae. Bases 222 to 1709 code for a protein of 495 amino acids. Gene Ontology annotation, molecular function: pyridoxal phosphate binding; kynureninase activity.
UAUCUGUACAUAUUUAAACAUAAAAAUAACUUAUUUUGUUAUUGGAAUUAUUUGUCUUCUACUACUACUGCAACUACUACCGCUACUGCUGCUGCUUCUACUACUGCUACUGCUGCAUUAACUACAACUACCUACAACUACUACUACUACUAUUGCUGCUGCUACUACUACCACAGUUGCUGCAUCAACUACAACUACUUACUACUACUACAACUGCGAAGAUGGACGCUAAACUACCUUUUGAGAUACUCAAAGAAAAAGAAGAACAAUUUAAUUUAUCAAUGUUGGAUGAAAAUUUCGCGCGAAAACUCGACGAGCAUGACAACCUCAAAAAAUUCAGAGACAUGUUUCACUAUCCGAAAAAGAAAGAUCUAUAUUGUGUUGAUGCCGAUCUGUUAAAAGGCAAAGAAAAAGAAGAAGACAAAGAAAUAAAAGAAAAAAAAGAAGAGGACAUAGAUAAGAAAGAGGAUGAAGAAUGUUUGUAUCUAUGCGGUCACUCGCUUGGUCUCAUGCCCAAACUAACUGGACAGUAUGUCCAGAGAGAGCUAGAUAAAUGGAGGACUGUGGGGGUAGAGGGACACACACACGGAGACCUCCCAUGGGCCUGGUGCGAUGAGCUACUGCUAGAAUCCAAUGCUAGGCUUAUCGGUGCCCUACCAAAUGAAGUAUCGAUGAUGAACGGCUUGACAGUGAACCAACAUCUGCUUCUGAUAUCAUUCUACCAGCCGACCAGCCAAAGAUACAAAAUAUUGUUAGAAAAACAAGCAUUUCCUUCCGAUCACUACUGCAUCGAAUCUCAAAUUAGGCAGAGAGGAUUAAAUCCGGAAGAGUGCAUGGUUAUAGUUGGCCCCAGAGAAGGUGAAUACUUGCUAAGACAUGAAGAUAUACUAGAGGCCAUAGAAAAAGAAGGUGACAGUAUAGCUGUGGUCAUUUUGGGCGGCGUUCAGUAUUUUACCGGACAGCUUCUUAAUAUGCAGGCAAUAGCCAAAGCCGGACAUGCCAAGGGAUGUUACGUUGGCUUCGAUUUGGCUCACGCAGUCGGGAAUGUUCCUCUGAAGUUGCACGAUUGGGACGUCGAUUUUGCUUGCUGGUGCACAUACAAAUAUUUGUGCUCAGGCGCGGGAGGAAUAGCAGGCGUAUAUAUCCACCAGAAAUUCGAAAAUGUGGAAAUGCCGAAAUUGUUAGGAUGGUGGGGACACAAGAUGGAAACACGCUUUUUUAUGAAUAACAAAAUGGAUUUAAUUCCUGGUGCUCUCGGCUACAGGAUUAGCAACACACCAGGAUUGUUAACCGCCUGUUUGCAGGGAUCGCUACAUGUGUACGACCAGACUUCAAUGGAGGACUUCCGGGCAAAAUCCCUUUUAAUGUCGGCCUACUUCGAACACCUCUUACUAACCAAAUACGGCAAGAAUAGGCAAAACGUUAGUGAAAAUGUCAACGUUAGUGGGGUCCAGAGUAGAAAAGAAUUUUCGGUCGACAUUAUAACUCCGAGAAAUCCGUUUGAAAGAGGUUGUCAAUUUUCUAUUACAACAAACACAGGGGUUUUGCCUCUCUUUAAAGAACUAUCAAGACGCGGAGUUUUGUUAGACAAGAGGGAGCCAAAUGUAUUGAGGCUGUCAUUCAAUCCUUUGUACAACAAAUACAUGGAUAUAUACAAGUUCCUUCUAGUUCUUGACGACUGCAUUCACUGCAUUUUAAAUUCAGUUUAACGGCUUUAGAAUUUUUAUAAAUAACGGGCUUGAUAAAAAUAAUAUUUAUUAUAAUUCUAGUAUUAACGAAGUCUCAAGCUUUUGAUAUAUCUCAGUCAACGUUUUGUUAUGUUUUUUAGCCAUUUUUUGCAGCUCGUACUAAAAAUUUUAUUAAACAUACACACGUACGUAGGGCAAGCAAACAUCUAAGACAUCCAGAAAACAUCAACUAAUUCACAAAAACACACACACACAAGUACACACAAACACACACAAACAUAUGAAUAUAUGUUUAUAUAGCUUUAUAAUAAUUUUAGUCAGAACAAAAAUAGCUUUAUGUUGGUCUGUUCAACUCUUUUAAUAAAACCAAUUUUUCAAUGUUCUUUCCAUUUGAUACAAAAACACGUACUGAACUAAAA